AUGUUGGCUGGCCUGGUCAUGGUCUACUACAUGAUGACUGCUCAAAAAACGGCCAAGGCCUCCGUGCUCUUUACAACGACCUGUGCCUUCGGCAUGACCAUCUCGUCGCUACAGGCCGUCGGCAUCAUUGGGACGAUGACCGUUCGAGUCCCUGAAGGUUUGAGAGCCAUAUAUGCAUUUCUUCAGGUAUUUCUGCUGGACUUCGAUAACUUUGCCUUCAGCUGCGUCGCAGGUGGUUCGGCCCCGGCUCGCUACAUUGUGUCGGUCCUUGUCUUCCCGAGUGCUGUGUGCUGGCUCGUGAGCUGCCACCAUGCAUCCAAGCUCCUCCCCAAGAGGCUGCGAUGGGAAGGCAGCAAGACGAAGAGCACGAUUGGGGCCUUGCUUCAGCUUGCAUUCAGCACGAUGAGCACCAUUUCCAUGGCGCCGAUGAUGUGCUUCAGUCACCCGAGCGGCGUCUUCAGCCUCUUGAAGUACCCCAGCAUCACUUGUGGCACGGAGGAUCACGCCGUCAUGCUGAUCUGCGGCCUGUUGCUCCUCUUGCUGGGCGUCGUGGGCUUCCUGGCAGUAUGCACCUAUGCCGUGAUCGUGGUGCCGAAAUGGAGCCGGAAUGGGCAGCACGCCAAUGUGAAAGCCUUCAGAUUCCUUCUUUUCCGCUUUCGGCUGGACUCCUGGUGGUUUGGAGUGCUGUUGCUGUUACGGGGUCCGCUGAUGUCGCUCCCGAUCGCGUUGGCGACGGACUAUCCGCCUGUCCAGGUCAUGUCUGUCAUGCUCGUGUUUAUGGUCAUACUGAUCAUCCAAGCAAACGCUUGGCCAUGGAAGGUGCCGCUUCUGAACGUGCUGGAUUGCUUCAUCGGCUUCUGCAUCACAAUGCUUGUGGCCUCGAAUGCACUGUACUUAGGCGGCCUCGAGGGUAGCAUGAAAGACUUCGCCGAUGGAGUGGGUUCGGUGAUCAUGGGCAUGAUGGGGGCAGCCGUAACCCUGCUCUUUGUGAUGACCGUUUCCGCCUUGACCUUCCGGGCAGCACUUGGCGGGCAGCAGGAGCUCAUCGCGUUCAACCUCCAGAGGACGCCGGCGCCCACCCUCCUCGCCGAAACCAUGCAGUUCAUGUCGGCAAAGCUUGCAGAGAUGGAUCGGGCAGGACUGGCGAAGGCGUUGUCGACGAUGGGCGUCUACGAUAACAAGUUGCUGCUGGCAUCGGUGUCUUUGCUGGGCACGGAGGUCGUCCCGUCCGAUGCCAACGAAUUUUCAAACAGGUACUGCUUCCGGAUAGGCUCCAAUUCCUUCGCAGCACCGGCGCCGUCCCAGAGUCCUGGCUUUGCGAAGAACGAGGCGACGAGCAAAGCAACAGAGACGGCUAAGGAAGAAGGAGAGUUUGGCAAGAGUCCAAGCGAGGACCUACCUCCAAGCAAUGCCCGGGCAGCCGAAGAGUCGGGUCUGGCCAACACAGAAAAGCCUGGUGCAGGCUUAGGUUCUUCACUGUACGAGGGCACGCAGCAGGCGUACAUCUAA
Symbiodinium sp. CCMP2592 is the source of this 1509-nucleotide messenger RNA. NCBI's taxonomy places the organism in Eukaryota, Dinophyceae, Suessiales, Symbiodiniaceae. The record is from the annotation of a GenBank genome assembly.